CCGGACAACACGUGUUCCUACUUUACUGUUUUGGUCGUGUAGUCAUUUUGUGUUCAGAGUCUUUAAUUAUUAAAUAGAUUCAAAUUGAAAAUUUCGCCUUCGACUUCCUCAGGAAGUAUAAAGGUAGAUUAUAUUACAGAUCAGUAUAUGACAAUGGCGCAGAGGAAGAAGAGGUUGUGGAAGAAGAAGAAGCUUUCAGGAAACAGGGAGCCUGAUGUUGACUCAGAUGGAGGAGAUUUCGAGCUGGCGGCUGAAAUUAAAGACGACGUUGUAUUUGGUAAAAAGCUGCCUCGCUUCCCCACGUCUACUGAUUGCCUGUCGGAUGUAGAACCAGACACCAGAGAGAUGGUGCGUGCUCAGAACAAGAAAAAGAAAAAGUCCGGAGGCUUUCAGUCCAUGGGUCUCAGCUAUCCUGUCUAUAAAGGGGUCAUGAAGAAGGGCUACAAUAUUCCGACUCCCAUCCAAAGAAAAACUAUCCCCGUCAUCCUGGAUGGGAAAGACGUCGUCGCCAUGGCGAGGACAGGAAGCGGCAAGACGGCUGCGUUCUUGGUGCCCAUGUUCGAGAGGUUGAAGGGACCUCAAGCUCAAACAGGUGCCAGAGCUGUGGUUCUCACACCCACCAGAGAGCUGGCACUACAGACCAUGAAGUUCACUAAAGAGCUCGGCAGGUUUACUGGUCUAAAAACCGCACUAAUCCUUGGUGGAGACAGCAUGGACGAUCAGUUUGCUGCUCUGCACGAAAAUCCAGACAUCAUCAUCGGUACUCCUGGCCGUCUGAUGCACGUCAUCAUGGAAAUGAACCUCAAACUGCAGAAUGUGGAGUAUGUGGUGUUUGACGAGGCUGAUCGACUCUUUGAAAUGGGUUUCACCGACCAACUGCAGGAGAUCAUCAGACGACUCCCCGAAACUCGGCAGACGCUGUUGUUCUCCGCCACGUUGCCCAAACUGCUUGUGGAAUUUGCGAGAGCUGGAUUGACAGAUCCAGUCUUGAUCCGGCUUGAUGUCGACAGUAAGCUCAGCGAACAGUUAAAGCUCUCGUUCUUUCACCUGCGUCUGGAUGACAAACCUGCACUGCUGCUGUAUCUUCUGCGGAAUGUCGUAAAGCCGCAGGAGCAGACGGUCGUAUUUGUAGCAACCAAACACCACGUGGAAUACCUCAACCAGCUGCUAACUUCGCAAGGAAUCGAGUGCGCGUACAUAUACAGCGCUUUGGACCAGACGGCCAGAAAGAUCAACAUCGGUCGAUUUGUGCACCGGAAAGCAAUGGUGCUGCUGGUGACGGACGUGGCAGCGCGCGGUAUCGACAUCCCCCUCCUGGACAAUGUCAUCAAUUACAACUUCCCCUCCAAGGCCAAGCUCUUUCUACAUAGAGUUGGCCGUGUAGCCCGUGCUGGCAGAAGUGGUAGAGCCUUCAGCCUGAUCUGCCUGGAUGAAGUGCCCUUUGUUUACGACCUUCAUCUUUUUCUUGGACGAUCUUUGCACCUCGCAACAGUUGAUCACUCAGAUGAUGCCGACGGAGUACUUGGCCGCGUCCCUCAGAGCAUCUUGGAUGACGAAGACUCGCAUGUCCUAGCGGCUCAUGAGAACAGUCUAGAUCUCCAGAACCUCAAAAGGAUCUCUGAGAACGCUUACAAGCAGUACCUGAAGUCCCGACCCAACCCUUCACCAGAGUCUAUCAAGCGGGUGAAGAACAACGAUCUCUCCUCCAUAGCUGUUCACCCAUUACUCGGGUCAGGACUUGAGGAGAUGGAGUUGGAGAGACUGCAGAUGGUCGACUCGAUCAAGGCAUACAAGUCAAAAUCUACUAUAUUUGAGAUCAACUCCAACAACAAAACCAGUGCCAGCGAGGUCAUGAGGACGAAGCGUUCUCGAGACGGCCGUCUGGUGGACAGAUUCCAGAAGACAAGAGACGAGAUGAAGGCAGAGGCUCAGCAGAACCGCUCGGUUAUUCAGAGCUCUGCUACAACCCAGCAGCACCAGGGGGAGGAAGAGGAUGAUGAAGACCUUCAGGGAGUGUUUUCCAAAGUAGUUGGCGGAAAGAAACGGAAACAGGACUUCGACGGACCUAAGAGCAAAAAGAAGAGGCACUCGGGUCGAGACGAAGAGUUUUACAUCCCUUACAGACCCAAAGAUUUUGAAUCAGAAAGAGGACUCAGUCUUGCAGUAGAAGGCAACUCGUUUGAUCAGCAGGCCUCCUCAGCUGUUCUGGAUCUGAUGGGUGACGAGAACACCACGCUGGACCAGCACACAAAAAUGAUGAGAUGGGAUCGCAAGAGAAAACGCUUCGUCCAUGAUACGGGAAAAGAAGACAAAAAGAACAAAAUCAAAACAGAGAGUGGCCAAGUGGUCAGUGCCAAGAAGUCGAAGAAGAGCUUUUAUGAGGAGUGGAAGAAGAAAUACAAGGUGGACGAUGCAGAUGAUUCAGACGGUGAGAAUGGAGGAGGAAGAGGACCGAAAUUCGGAGGUCACAGAGGUCGACACGGAGCGGCCUCUCAGCCCAAGAACAAGGAUGGCUCGAGGGUUCGUUCAGAGCUGAAGAGCAGCGAACAGAUCCUGAAACAACGCAAAGAACGCUCCAAGCAGCAGUUCCUGCAAAGCGGCAACUUGAAGAAGAUGCGUGGCCGAAACAAGCAGCGAUUAAACGACGUCAUGAAGUCCGGCUUUGGCCGCGGACGCUUCAAAAAAGGCAAGAUGAGGAAGAGGCUGUAAUAGCUCUUGGGGGUCGAAACUCAACAAACCAGAUUUAAGAGACAAGUUUUUAAAAAAAACAUCUUGGUGACUUAUUUUUGUGGAUAAAGUAAGUGAAGUUGUCUGCAGUGUCAUGAAUUUCUUUAGAAUUUUAUUUUAUUUUUUUUUGCAAUUUUCAUAAUUUGAGCAAAUGGUAAAGGAAUAGCUAUAUAAAGCUAUAUGACCAUUUCUCAGGAAACCGAGACACUCUGUUUUUAAAAAAAAAAAAAAAAAGGUCUACAAUUCAAGCAAAGUUUGACAUGAUCUAGCCUUCUCAAGGAAUUUUUGUGAGCUACAUUAUAAAAAUGUCAGAUUUUUGAUAUAUACAUGUGUAUUUUGAAGUCUGUGACAAAUACAGAUGCUAAUGACAAGAAUUAACAUCUUUCCUGUGUGUUUCCCUAAAUGUCAAAAAAGGACAAAACGAAAGCUGUUAAACUGAACACAAAUCAUGGACAUGAUCAGGACUGCAGGGUUUAGACACUAGGUGGCAGCAGUUACACCGAAUAGACUUGAUGCUAAAGCUCACCGCUUUACAGAAUGACUUCCAUCUCCAGCCAAAAUACUAUAUAUAUAUAUAUAUUUAAAUCUAAUCUCCGGUUUUUGUUUCUUCUUUUCCAACAAAAGAUCAUUUAAAAGAAAAAAAUCACUCUGUACUUCUAUAAAUGAGGAUGUUUUCACAACAAAGAUCAAAACAAGCAUAUGUGAGUGUCGAGGGACGUGUUGGUGGGGAAACUAAAAAUUCCUUCAGAGGAAGACGAGACUGAGGCUGUUGUUUCCUCAGCCCAAGUAUGCAGCCAGUUGCAGGACACAUGUUGAAAGCUGUGGUCCAUAUGGAUGCAGUUAGUUUAAUUCAUUCUUGUUAUCGCUAGGUUAUCUGUGCCAUAUCUGAGCUAUACCCCAUGUCUGAUUUAACCCGUUAAUGAUUAGUGAACGCCUGUUUGACUCUGACCUACAGCAGUACUGGUAAAAACGACUGGUAAAAACAGCUGCUUUGGCCUGUGUGCUGGUAGAAGCUUGUGAUGAUCGUGAUCGUUUGCCAGUCUGUAAACUAAAUCAAGUUGCUUGUAAAUCUAAACAAGCUUGUUUGCUGUCUAACGUUAAUCACAGUUGUCUUCAGUGACAAGUUACAGAAGGAAACAUCUAACACCGGACGUUAUUAAAGUUGUACUCAUUGCAGAUGUGGUUAGUUAUUAAACGUGGUUAGCAAACUUGC
Molecule: messenger RNA, 3940 nt
Organism: Tachysurus vachellii
Lineage: Eukaryota; Metazoa; Chordata; Actinopteri; Siluriformes; Bagridae
Gene: ddx54
Product: DEAD (Asp-Glu-Ala-Asp) box polypeptide 54
Exons: 20
Coding region: 148-2709 (853 amino acids)
Cellular component (GO): nucleus
Molecular function (GO): RNA helicase activity; ATP binding; RNA binding
Source: RefSeq, a predicted model, not a curated record